This is a messenger RNA of Pseudoliparis swirei, 1943 nucleotides long. RefSeq lists its product as uncharacterized. The record is from RefSeq and is a predicted model, not a curated record. NCBI's taxonomy places the organism in Eukaryota, Metazoa, Chordata, Actinopteri, Perciformes, Liparidae. The coding region runs from base 103 to 1212 and encodes 369 amino acids. The transcript has 9 exons.
CCACGGCAUCGGUUCAACCGAAUCAAAUCAUGUAUUACCGGACCACAUUGACCCGGGACCCGGGCGUCGCCAUUCAGUAGGACAGACGGACUCAACCAAAACAUGUCAGGGGUGAAACAUCACUUGUCACUGCCUGUGUCGGUGGGCGUCCUGUUGGUGGGCCUCCCGUACUCCAUCUCUCUAGCGGCCCAAUGGCUUUAUGGCUGGCCCAACAAGCCCGGAUACAAGAAGUACAUAGAAGCUCUGAAACCACGACGAAUAUACUAUUUGACGAGAGCUGUGCUGGAGUCUUUCAAAUAUCUGCAAUAUGGGAGACUUUACUUUCAGUGGAAGUCGUGGUACAAGAAUGAGGAAAACCGCAAGCACUAUGAGAAGGGCAUCACAUUCGGCCGCCGAAGCAACAAGCUGGACUUGUACCACCCUCCGAAUGUGGACCGGUCCAAAGAGGCGCCCGCACCGCUGGUGGUGUUCGUCUACGGAGGCGCGUGGGGCUCCGGGGACCGAUCCAUUUACUGUCUGCUGGCGAGGCAGAUGGCCGAGGAACUGAGCGCAACUGUCAUUUGUCCGGAUUACUGCGUCUAUCCAAAGACCAACGUCUUGGGGAUGGUCCAGGAUAUCGCUGACUGCCUGGUCUGGGCCCAAGAGAGUGGACAGAAGUUCAACUUUGACAAAGACAACAUAGUAUUAAUUGGCCAUUCGGCCGGUGCUCACUUGUGCGCGCUGACCAUGCUGUUUCUCAUCGAUGCAAGAGAGGAGCUUUUCAUCGAGGCAGGCAGGCAGAGGGAUGUCGCCAUGGCAAUAAGAGGAAUCAUCUGUCUGAGCGGCGUGUACAACAUCAUGGACCAUUACGAGCACGAGCAGAAGCGAGCCGUGGAGUUCGUGUCCACCAUGCACAAAGCCAUGAACGGAGUGGAGAACUUCCCGUACUACUCGCCGACACACUCUCUGAAGCAGCUGAGCCAGGACAAGCUGGACAGAGUGCCUCCGUUCGCUUUGCUCCACGGGACCGACGACAUCAUCGUGCCCGCCGAGUCGUCGGCGAAGUUCUGCGACCUCCUGACCUCGCUGUCCGUGAAGGUGUCGCUCUACCUGCUGCCCAGGGUCGACCACACCGAGAUCGUCACCGACCUGAUGGUGCCGGGCCGCCGCUUCUACCAGCCCAUCUUCAGCUGCAUCAAGCAGGAGUACAGGAAGCUGCUGGCGGCCUGCUGACGACACGCCGUCCAUCCUUCACCAGUGUUUACUGGUCGUGCCAUACACUUGGUUUAUGUCGCCCGUUUUUCAUACCUCAACAUCAUCAUACGUAGCCUUGUUGUUGUUGUUUUUUUACUCGACAUGAUCACGAGUUGUGUUUGAAUUUUUUUACAUUUAUAAUUUAGUAAAUAUGAGAGCGUCUGAUUGACUUGGGACUCGACGCUCUUGAGAAAGAACAUUCCUUGCGGUCUGGCGAACGUCACGCUCAUAUUGUCUUGGAGAAGAUGUCAGCCAGGUUAAAGAGAAGUGAAAUUAAUUCUGAACAGUAUUAUGAAAGAACACUGCGAAGCACACCAAGACGCAGGCCGAUGUGGGAGUAGAGUUAUGACAUGUCCUAAUUUAUUGGUUCACUCGCAUGUUUUUAUGAAAUGAAAUUUUAAUAUAUUUUCUUCAUUUUCUUUCUAUUUAUUCAUAUUAGACAUUUUAAACCCACGUCAAGGAACUGAUUAUUGUUCCGUCUUAAUGAAUUGACUACAAAUCUCUCGGAAAGGGAUAUUAUAUUUGUAUUUGUUUGUCAAGCAGCAGUGCUUUACAGUAAGCCAAUAUAAACAAUUACAACACAUGAUGUAUUUUGUUAAUUUGAUCCGAUGUGAGGUCCUGGGACAGGGAUGUGUACAGAUUGUAAAGCCCUAAGGCAAAUUUGUAAUUUGUGAUAUUGAGCUCUAUUCAAUAAACUGAAUUGAAUUGAA